Puccinia graminis f. sp. tritici CRL 75-36-700-3 is the source of this 3085-nucleotide messenger RNA. RefSeq lists its product as uncharacterized. Gene Ontology annotation, biological process: regulation of transcription by RNA polymerase II. The coding region runs from base 84 to 2744 and encodes 886 amino acids. The transcript has 5 exons. Gene Ontology annotation, molecular function: transcription coregulator activity. Gene Ontology annotation, cellular component: mediator complex. NCBI's taxonomy places the organism in Eukaryota, Fungi, Basidiomycota, Pucciniomycetes, Pucciniales, Pucciniaceae. The record is from RefSeq and is a predicted model, not a curated record.
UCUUUUCCCUUGAUCUUCAACCUGCAAAUAGAUAUCCUCGCGUCGUCGUCGUAUAUACAAAUAGAAAAGAGUUGGACUUGGACAUGGAAACCACCAACCAGGGAGAGAAUGAAGCUCUCAAGAACAGCCUCAUCAACCUCAGCUAUCAAUCGAUCGACAGAUUCGAUCAAACCUUCCAAAAUAUACUCUCCCAGACUCACCCCAGUCUCCACCUUCAUCCACUCUCAACCCCAGUAGACAGUCUAGCCGAUCAAAAAUUAGCCCUCAUCCAGUCACUCGAUCUCAUCAAUCAAUCACUCAGACAGUUUGACAAAUCAAUCUCAAAAGCCUCAGCAGCAGCAGUUGCAGCAGGAACAGCAGCAGCGACAGGAACAUCAUCAGCAGUGGUAGACACAUCAUCAUCAUCAGCAGCAGCAGCAGAAACUUCAACAGCAGCAGCGGCAGGAACAGCAACAGCAGAAACUUCAACAGCGGCAGCGGCAGGAACAGCAACAGCAACAGCAGCAACAACAGUAACGAAUACAACAAACCAAUCAAUUAUCAAAUUAUUUGCUCUUCUCCGUCAAUCAUCUCUCCAUCUCAACUCACUCAUCCAAUCCCAAUCAUUCAUCAAGCAACUCAAUAAUCAAUCAAACCAUCAUCCAACAGACCUCUCAUCAUCCUUGUCAUCCCUCGAUCAACAGAAGAACCUACUCCCACGUGCAACCUAUCUUGACCCUUCACUCAUCAUUGAAAACUUACCAGCAGAUCAAAGAUCACAAACCAGUCUACCACUCAUCGAAGCCCUCGCGCGUGAGAUCGGCCUCGAAUGUUUUCGAGACUCAGAUGACUCAAACCUCCUGACGAUCGCCGGAAAAUUAUUUGUGAUCGACAUCGAGAUCGAUCCAAACCAUGAUCAAACCCAUGGCCAGGUCAAUCGCUCCAAGUUCUCCUAUACCUUUGCCGAAGAAGAGGCCAAGAGGGAUCUCUCGAUCGAUCAAGAGCUCACCCAUCAAUUAUCCGAUAUCCAUCACCUCUUCCAAUCCCAACCACCUCAUUCAUUCUGCAACCUCGCCCAGCUCGAACUCGUCCAAAACUCCCUACAAUCCUUUGCCGGCUCACUACGUCAACUGAAAGAAUUAGAUGAACUAAUGGUCAACUCCAAUCAAUCAUCAUCAAUCGAUUACUUUAUGGUCUUCCGUAAACUGAUAUCUGACUAUCAUCAACAUCAAUCAGAACAAGAUCAGCUUGGGAAAACAGACGAGCCCAUCCCACCGAUCAGAGUCCCUCCAUCUGGAAUCCCCCUUACCUCAGUCAAUCAACUUAAACUGGAUCUCGUCUAUCAUUACAAUGCAACCGAUUUGUUAAAAGAUGCGAUCAAAACGAAAUCUAGCCAUGGAUUAGCGAUCUCUGUAGCUUUGACACCUACCACUACUCAUGCCUCAACACAUCCUGACUCACUCCAACCUCCUCCUGCUCCCUUGACGACGACGACAGCAACAACGACUUCAUCAACAGGUCAAGCUGGGACGAAAGGACUCUUCACGGCUCAUUUUUAUCCGCCUUUGGCCGUCGGUCGCGUUACUGCUGCUGCCCUAGCUCAAGUCUCCGCCAUCGAUUUACCUCCUCCCUCUUCUCCUCCUCCUCCUCCUCCUACUACUACUCAUAGCCAUCAUCAUGAUCACGGAGGCUUCAGUGAUCAUGCGACAACAUCUGAAGACAUCUAUUUGGAAGACUUGUUGGUCUAUCAAUCGAUGUCAUCUCUCAAUCCUCAUCCGAACAAAACUGAUUGGGAUAUCAAAGCAUCGAAUUGGAAAACCAAGCAAUUCGGAAAAGCAUUUGAUCGUGGACUUUCUCAAGUUUAUUGUUUCCUUGAUCCAGAGGAUGAUGGUUAUUCUGGGGACCCCAAUUCUCGUCUAGGGUUCCUGAUCACUCAAGUCAGAUUUGAUAACCUCGAUUCAUUAUUGAAAAUCAUUAAGAUUUGUCAACGUCAAGCCAUCUUUAACGAAUUAUUCAAUUCUUGCUUCAAUUCGGAUUGUUAUCUCCCAAAGCAACAAACCCGAAGGCUCCCUAAUCUUCUGGGUCAGACCGGUCUCAAUGGGAAUGCGCUUUCUUCUGAUCAACAGAGAAACAACACUUAUCAGGAAGGAGAGGGAGAGGAAGAGUUGGAUCCUUUCAAAGGAUUCCAGUCAUCUGAUUAUUUGGCAACCCUGCAGAAUCAACCUUGUGACUGGUCCGGUUUUUCAAACUCGAGUCGAUUGUUUAAAUAUCAAGAUGGCCAAGAAGAAAUCUCGAUCGAUGUGAUUCUGAACCAUGCGACUCACUCGAUAACCCUUCAAUUCAUACCCUCACGACCGCACCAUCUUACGCAGGGACAAAGUCUAUCCUCAUCAACAUCAUCACCCACAAAGCCCAAGCUCAAUGUCAGCAAUCCCGACGCUAUUGUAGAGGACGGCGGAGAAGAAAACGAAGAUGAUGAUGAUGAGUUUCGAUUGAUAAGCUUGACGUUCUCUGUCACUGAGUCGGGCUCGAUCCGUCUCCUCAACCACUCCCUCUUCGACCAACUUACUCCCAACACUGAUAUCAUCAUGUCCAGUGAUACUCCUGACCUCCUCCCGCAUGGCGGUGGGCCGAUACAGGAAUCAUCUUCGCUCAAGAUCGCCGUCUUGGAAGACUCUCUCGAUCGGGUUCGAUGUCUUCCUGUGCUCUUGAACACUUUCUUUCUUCAUCAUGAUCUUCCGUCCUUUCCUGUCUUCGUUCCUUAAUCGACACUCCCCUCCACUCCACUCCACCCCCUCAUUUCUCUUCUUCGUCUCGUUUGGAGACUUGCUUUUCUCGAGAAAAAAGAAAACAAAACGUCGCUGUGAUUGUUGCUUGUGUGAUCUUGAGAGAGAGGGAGAGAUCGCUUGAUGCUCGUAUCUCUCGAAAAGUAGAUAUCAUCCGGACACAGCUUCUGCUUACAUUUCUGAUAAUAGUCGACUUUUGAACUGUCUUAAAGCUCCCCUACCCUUGCCACUUGUUGCGAAACCUAUAGUAUCAGAAAGUAAAAAAGCAAGCCGCUCAUAUAGGAAUGUGGAUCAAAAUCCUCUGGAUAUAAUCAACACAA